Molecule: messenger RNA, 795 nt
Organism: Ceraceosorus bombacis
Lineage: Eukaryota; Fungi; Basidiomycota; Exobasidiomycetes; Ceraceosorales; Ceraceosoraceae
Source: the annotation of a GenBank genome assembly
AUGAAGACGAUGAUGGGCGAUAAUGCGGGGCUUAUUGUGACAGAAGACGAUGUGCAGAACGCCGUCAGUCGCAUCAAGUUCCUGGACUACCGGCACAAAUUGACGAUGCAGGCGCUGCUUGACUGGAUGAUUAAGGAGAACGUUUGGCACAGAAUCAAGCGGAACGAGCAAGACGUUCUUCAGGGGCUGUUCAUGACUUCGGACGACGCAAUCAGUCUUGCAAAGAGGUGGCCAUACGUUCUCUUCAUGGACAGCACAUACAGCACGAACGUGUAUAAGCUGCCUCUCUUCCAGAUCAUUGGCAUUGCGUGCAACGGCAAGACUUUCACACUUGCGCACGCGUUCCUUGCUAAAGAAGACGGCCUGCAUUUUGCGUGGGCUUUAGAGACGUUGAAGACGAUCCUUGCCGGUGCAGAGCUGGUGACGAUCUUCACCGAUUGUGAUCAAGCGCUCAUCAAUGCGCUCGGCAACGUCUUUCGUCGCGCAUCGCACCUGCUCUGUCGUUGGCAUAUCUUCCAGAACUUCAUGGCGCACGUUCGCGCCAAAGCUGGCAACGACUGGGUGGAGAUUGAGAGCGACUUUAGGACGCUGACUUAUGCAGAGACGGAGGAGAUCUUUGAUGAGCGCUGGGAAGAGUUCUACGACAAAUGGCACAUGAUUCCCGGCGUCACUGCAUACGUUAUAAACCUGCUCGAAGUCAGAGAGAAGUUUGUCGAAUGCUACACAAGGAAGCACUUCACGCUCGGUCAUUCGACAACGGCGCGAGUCGAGAGCGAGCAUGCCGUUCUGAAGUGA